GUCAAAGCAUUAUAUCACAGCAAACGACCAAAGUUUCAGGUGAGACAACAAUAAAGAAAAAAUUCGAGACUUCGCCAAUUUCGCCGGGAGGGAUUUCCGGAAGUUCGCAACCGCCAUCACUACAGUCGACAGUACCAAUAAAUGAAUUAAACACAAAUUAUGAGCAAUUGGACUAUGAUGCAGCAUCACAUAUGGCAGCAUUUCUAAUGUUCAUCAAAUAUUCAAUCAUGUAUCAUCACACAUCAAUUAUUCCAAAAAUACCGCCACGUCAUUACCAUAAUCAAUUAGUUCCUAAUGAUGAGCAACUUUCAUUAGCUGAAAAACGAGAGUUGGCGCUUCAGCUUCAAAAGAUAGUUCCAAAGCAACCUCAAAUUCAUAAAAUGGCUAUCCUUCAAGACGCAAUUGAUUAUAUCUGUUAUUUAGAAGGUUUACUCGCGGAAAAGCGAAAACUCAAGAAUAACAACAGCAAUAACGAUAAUAAGGAUGACGGGAGAUUUGUGAAAAAGACGAAAUUGGAUUCCCAUGAUAAUACUAAUUAUAAUUGUAAUAGUGACUUUAGCAAAAUCAAUAAUUACACUUACGAUAAUGAUAAUUGCUCAUACAUGUAUUCACAAUCCAUUAACUUUGAACGCAAUUCUAAUCAAUAA
Molecule: messenger RNA, 647 nt
Organism: Ambispora leptoticha
Lineage: Eukaryota; Fungi; Glomeromycota; Glomeromycetes; Archaeosporales; Ambisporaceae
Source: the annotation of a GenBank genome assembly